UUUGACACCACACAUUUUAGAUCAAGUUCAUUCGAUGAGUACAAUGUAUUGAUUUCAAUCUCUUAUCAUAUUUUUCUCUUUAUCAAUGGAUUCAAAAAACACUUUCACAUUUCUAGCCUUUUUCUUCUUAGGAAUUGUAGUAGCAUUGGCUCUUCAAAUCUACUUUUUUUCACCCAUAUCACCUCAAAUACUUGAUGUGCCUUCACCAUCUUUAGUUAAUUCCAUCUUUCCUCCCAACAACCAUUUACAGGAAGUGACAAAGAUAGGAGAAGGGCUGUUGAAGGAUCCAGAAGAUGUGUGCGUGGAUAAGGAUGGGACACUAUACACAGCUGGUAGAGAUGGUUGGAUCAAAAGAAUGCUAAAAAAUAAUGGUUCAUUAUUGCAAAAUUGGAAGUGGGUUAAUAGUACCACUUUACUCGGAGUGGCUACCAUUGCUAAGGGUGGUAUUGUUAUUUGUGACACACAAGAGGGUUUGCUUAGGGUUGAUGACGAUGGAGUAACAACUAUAGUUUCACACUUCAACGGCUCCAAGUUACGGUUUGCAGAUGAUGUGAUAGAAGGGGAAGAUGGAAGCUUGUAUUUUAGCAUAGCAAGCACUAAAUUUGGUCUCCACAAUUGGUUCUUUGAUUUAUUAGAAGCCAAACCUAAUGGCCAGCUUCUCAAGUUUAAUCCUCAAACCAAAGAGACUUCAUUAUUGUUAGAUAAUCUUUAUUUUGCAAAUGGAGUAGCCCUCUCAAGUGACCAACGCUACCUUUUGGUGUGCGAAACGUGGAAGUCAAGGUGCUUAAAACAUUGGUUAAAAGGCGAUCUUCAGGGGACUACUGAGAUAUUUAUAGAUAAUCUUCCAGGAGCACCCGAUAAUAUUAAUCUUGCUCCUGAUGGGUCGUUUUGGAUUGCAGUGAUAGAGUUGUCGAACAAAGCAAUGAAGUUUGUGCACACCUCCAAGAUUGCGAAACAUUUGCUAGCAACAUUUCCGAGAUUGAUAAAGUUUGUCCAAGCCUCUCACAAGAAAGCAACUGUGAUGAAGGUUUCAGAAGACGGUAAGAUACUGAAGAGGUUCGACGAUCCUGAUGGCACGGUCGUGUCUUUUGUGACUUCGGCUGUGGAGUAUGAGGACAACCUCUACCUAGGGAGCUUAAAUUCCAAUUUUGUUGCUAAAUUAUCAUUAAACACCGAUUCAGCUUGAUAAAAUUGUACGAAGUAUGACUUAUACAAGAGCUUAGGCAUGCUUUUUAGCUCUUAAAGAAACAAUAAUGUAUGCCAGUGAAGGAUUCUUUAUCAGAUGAAGCACAUCACUUGGGUGAUCACAUGAGGACAUGAAUGUCGAUACUCACUUGGGUAGGGCGGCUGGCCUUUCACAACUCCCGAGUGAUCUGAUCAAUGAAGUUCGUCUCUUUUAACUGCAGGGAUACUAAUGACUUAGAAGCUCCAAAGUUGCCUUGUGUAUUUUGGUUAAUUAGGUCUUUUUUGCCUAUGUUUUUGUUUCUCUCGAAAACUAAAACAGAUGUUAACUCUCUAUAGCAAGAUCAGCUUUAAGUAUUAAGAAUUGGUAUGCCAUCAUCAUAAAUUGGUUUCCACUAAUCUUAAGAUAAGGUUUCAUA
Chenopodium quinoa (quinoa) is the source of this 1601-nucleotide messenger RNA. RefSeq names its product protein STRICTOSIDINE SYNTHASE-LIKE 4-like. The transcript is spliced from 6 exons. The record is from RefSeq and is a predicted model, not a curated record. Gene Ontology annotation, biological process: biosynthetic process. The coding region runs from base 86 to 1186 and encodes 366 amino acids. Lineage: Eukaryota; Viridiplantae; Streptophyta; Magnoliopsida; Caryophyllales; Amaranthaceae. Gene Ontology annotation, molecular function: strictosidine synthase activity.